AUGACCGGCAGCUUUUUCAUAGCCGCGCACCGGCGGGAUGAAUCUCGACCUAGACGUACUCAGUUUGGGUUGACGUUAAACGCUAACAAGAUCCCAGUGGCGCAUUCGCAGGGAAAGUUGCCAUCGGGGAAGGCAGCGUUGUUACUAUUGCUUCAGAAGCAGCAGCUUCAAACGGAGGAGGAGGGACUGGGUCGCCGGGACGAAACCCGUUCAGCAAUUGGAAGUGCCAUCGAACAUCAGGGAGGUGCAGCUGUGCAGGUCGGGUCGAGGCUGUGUUUGAGGGCUGAUGCGCUGAACGUAAAGAACCCAAGAAGGCAUCUGAUGUAG
Molecule: messenger RNA, 327 nt
Organism: Laccaria bicolor S238N-H82
Lineage: Eukaryota; Fungi; Basidiomycota; Agaricomycetes; Agaricales; Hydnangiaceae
Exons: 2
Coding region: 1-327 (108 amino acids)
Source: RefSeq, a predicted model, not a curated record